Molecule: messenger RNA, 1345 nt
Organism: Aplosporella prunicola CBS 121167
Lineage: Eukaryota; Fungi; Ascomycota; Dothideomycetes; Botryosphaeriales; Aplosporellaceae
Exons: 2
Coding region: 153-1217 (354 amino acids)
Biological process (GO): protein import into peroxisome matrix
Cellular component (GO): cytosol; peroxisomal matrix
Molecular function (GO): protein binding
Source: RefSeq, a predicted model, not a curated record
AGCGGUGCCUGGUCGCGUCGACAUGAGCACUUGGGUUCUCUCCAGCUUCGCCUUGAACAUCGUCCUCGCCGGCCCGCGUCGCCCAUGAAAUAAGCUGCCCAAGACCCUCCAUCUCGUCAUUGCCGACCUCCGACCACCGCCCAGCCACCACCAUGCUCGAAUUCCGCACCCAGGGCUACAAUGGCUACAGUGUCAAGUACUCGCCCUUCUUCGACUCGCGCAUCGCCGUCGCCGCGUCCGCAAACUUUGGCCUCGUCGGAAAUGGCAGGCUGUACAUCCUCGGGCUGACGCCCAACGGCAUCGUCGCCGAGAAAUGGUUCGACACGCAAGACUCCCUCUUCGACACGGCCUGGUCCGAGGCGCACGAGAACCAGAUCCUCACGGCGUCGGGCGACGGCAGCAUCAAGCUGUUUGACAUCACCCUCUCCGAAUUCCCCAUCCAAGCCUGGUCCGAACAUGCGCGCGAAGUCUUCUCCGUACACUGGAAUCUCGUAGCCAAAGACACGUUCCUGUCCUCGUCGUGGGACGGCACGAUCAAGAUCUGGAAUCCCAACUCAGCCUCCUCCAUCGCGACGCUGCCCACACACUCGUGCACCUACAGCGCGCAGUUCAGCCCGCAUGCGCCCAGCAUCCUCAGCGCAGUCAGCUCCGACAGCCACCUGCGAAUCUUCGACCUCCGUACCCCCGCCUCAGCCAGCAACCACCUGACGCUCAGCAUCCCGAUCCACAGCCCGCCGAAGUCGCGCGUCGGCACGCCAGCGAUACCGGCCGGAGGCGCACCGCCCAGUGAAGCCCUCACGCACGACUGGAACAAGUACCGCAAUGGCGUUAUCGCGACCGCCGGUGUGGACCGCACCAUCCGCUCCUUUGACAUUCGCGCCCCAGGCGCUGGUCCCAUGGCCGUGCUUCCGGGCCACGAGUACGCCGUGCGCCGCAUCACCUGGAGCCCGCACCUGUCAGACGUGCUGCUAAGCGCGAGCUACGACAUGACGUGCCGCGUAUGGACAGACGGCAGUGCCAUGGGCACCGGCCAGGAGACAGUGGCAAACGACCCUCUGGUGUUUGGCGGUGGCAAGGAAAUGGGCCGCAUGGGGAGGCACACCGAGUUCGUGACGGGCGUGGAUUGGUGUCUUUUCGGUGCUGAGGGCUGGUGUGCAAGCUGCGGGUGGGACGAGCGGUUGUUGGUCUGGGACGUUAGGGCGAUUAUGGGGCCUUAAUGCUGCGGUAGUCAUGAUGUAUUACGCGGCGCUAUGGCCUGUUGUACAGCAGUGUCUAACGAGUAUGAUAGGAAGACUUCUUGGUGUGCCAAGACUUAUACCUUAGAGCCACUAUGAGAUAUGACCGA